CGACCAAUAGGAAGGCAGGACGGGGAGUCCCUUCAAGGGGGGGAACAGCUGCGCAGAUGUGUGUGAAGGAGACAGCGCAGGAAUAGCUUCUCACGGCGAGUCACGAGCUGCCGAGGCACCGAAAACACGGAAGAUGUCCUUCGCCAAUGACAGACUGUACAACGGGUACAUGCGGAGGAAAAUGCCGACCAUUGUGACCCAGGUGAAAGUGAGAGAGAUAAUGAUCCAUCUGCCCUGCUUGACUCCUCACGACCGGGAAAACAUAGAGGCAAAAAGGGAAACCAAUGGGAACUUUGACAGCAUGGUGCUCCUUCUGGAUUGUCUGAAGAGGCGAGAAAACUGGCCGCAGCAGUUCAUCGACGCGCUGGAGGCGUGUGAGCACACAACUCUGGCGGCUGAUAUGAGAGCCGAGUACGACGCUCUGAGAGGCGUCAGCAAUUCCAGCUCCCCUCCGGCGACCGUCGUCAGGGCACACGUCCAUCCAGCACCAUCUGCCCGUCCUCCGUCCGUCCCAGAGGGCGGUGCAAACAGUCAGGCCGCCGCCGCUCCGCCAGCUGAAGAGUCGGCUCCUCCAGAGCCGGCCCCGCAGGCGCAGCUCCCCGAGGCUGUUCCUCCACCCGGGCCGCUCCCUGAGCCUCCGCAGGCGACUGAGGUCGAAGUGGCGGCUCGUCCCUCAACCCCUCCCACGUCCUUUGAGCCCGUGGCCGCUGAGGCGACUCCAGCGCAGGGGGAGGUUAACGCUCCCCAGGAACCGGAGGAAAACUCUGAAUCGGACAUCCAGGACGUCCCCGGGGACAACGGCGUGACCCCGGCUGGGGAGAGCGGGGAAAGCGGCGAGGUAUCGGCGGAUCGCGCGUCUGCGCCUCCACCGGGCCCGUGUGAAACAGACACGCCAUCGCACACGGAUCCUCUCCAGACGACCACGACCUCCGCACAGGUCGGGCCCCCGACGAGUCCCUCGUUGACCCAGAUGGACUCCGACGUCACGGACGGAUCCUCGUUCCUCACGAUGACCCCGGAGAGGCUUCCGGUCCAGGACACCGCGGCCCAAGUGGACCUAAAACCAGCGGUUGUCCUGCAGCCCGAAGAGAGCUUUCAACCUGCUGCCACACAGGUUGUUGAGACAGAAGUCGCGGCUCCAACCCCCCCGCUGCCGGGCGCCAAUGGGGCAGACGCCGUUCUCCGUGACGACUACGACGACAUGUGUCUGAGCAAGCCGGGCCAACUCGUCAGCGUCCACCCGGCAAACAACGGCCGCCCCACAGCCUCUGCACCCGUCCCCCCCGCGCAGCCGUACUCGGGCGACAGCGGGCGUCUGGAAAUCAGCGACGCCUCAACGGAGGUCUCCGACGCCGCCCCGCCUCCCGUGGCGGCGUGCCAGGAGAACGGCGUUCCGCUGAGCCGGAACGAACCGGAGGAAAACCACUACGAGGGUCGCAGCUCGGGGGUGAUGACGCACGUGGUGCACGUGUCCCAGGAGGCGUCCGUCCUCGACCUGGACGGCCAGAGCCCGGCGCCGGCUCGGAUCCCGAACGGCGAGGCGGCCGAGGAGGUCCCCUCUGCACCGCCCGCAGCACCACCUGCCUGCACCGCCGGGAACUCGCCCUCCGGCAAGGCCUGCGACCCCUCCGGGCCCGCUGGUAUUUCCCCGCCUUGGGAGACGGCUGCUCACGCGAAGUACAUUGCGGCAGCUGCAGGAGUUGGCGCCUGUGCACUGCUGUUGGCGUGGAGGUUUAAGAACUAAGGAGAUUUAAUACCCUUUUAAAGGAAGAUUAGGCUUUUUGAAAGAGAAACGUAAUGGUUAUAGUGCCUUUUUUAUUGCAUCACUGGAACGGUGGAGAAGCAGCUGUUUAAUAAGUACCGACAGUAGUAAUGGCUGAUCUGCAGACCUUUGAGCGUCACUAUGAAUGAAUUAAAAGGGUGAUUGUUUUUAAUGGUGGAUGAAACCGAACCUACCCGUCUUAUAUUAGGUAACUUCAUGGAUCUGGGGUUGAGAUCUCAGGUUCUUUAUGCAACUGGAUGCAAAUAGGUGGUCUGUAAAGAUACACUUAAGCUGUCUAUUAGUGAUAGAAUUGUUUGUCUAUUCACUUGUCUGAUGAGCACUUUCAAGAUAAGACUGUCAGCGGUCAUCCGGUAAAGAUUAGUCUACCAAGGACCGGAAUUUUAACCGGAUAUAAACUGUGGAAGAAAGAGUGUCAGCAUCACACUCUAAAACGAUGUAUUUAUUUGUACAUAUUUACACUAUAUAGGUAUUUUAACAUAGACUGAUGUCAAAAAACAUACCAAGGCUGUCAUGUCUCAAAGAAUCAGCCACCUAGGGUGCAUAAUUAACAUACUUUGCGUUUGUAUAUGAUCCAUAUGAUCUAACCUGUUUCUCCAAGUCGCUUUUAAACCAUAUACUUCCGUUUUAUUUCAAAGCUAGAGAGAGUGUUAAUCGUGAGAUGUCAUGUCAGUAGCUUCAUGUUUAACUGGGUUUUUAAAUGCUUAUUUUUGCGGAUAUGGCUUAUUUCCUCUGUUUGUGACGUAACCAAAAAUUGGAAAUGGGUAAAUCUUGCUGCACUUAGCGACAUAUUGGGUGCUCUAUGGCCAUCUUCUGGUGGGAAUUCUUUGGGAUUGCAUUUUAUGUCUCCAUUGGAUUUGUUCUCCAUUUUAAUAGAAGCCAGUUUGAGAAUUUGUGUUCUGUGAAAUGACAUUUUAUUGUAAAUAGCAUUGUCAGCAUAAAUAAAUAUUAUAAGGAACAAGGGCUUUUGAGCUGUAAACAUGCUUUGUGUAUUAAAUGUAUUCCUAUCAUGGAACAUAUUUGAAUCUUAAUCUAAGUUUAAUAUUCAUCAAACCUUCAGUCACUGUCCCAAGCUAUACAUUUGACAAACAUAUAAACAAUAAACUUGAUAUUUAAAAAGAA
This is a messenger RNA of Gasterosteus aculeatus aculeatus (three-spined stickleback), 2902 nucleotides long. RefSeq names its product mitochondrial antiviral signaling protein (gene mavs). The record is from RefSeq and is a predicted model, not a curated record. Lineage: Eukaryota; Metazoa; Chordata; Actinopteri; Perciformes; Gasterosteidae.